UUUCCCUCACUCUUGCGAUAAUUUCUUUUGUUGAUGAAGCUCUCCUUCUUCUUCAAACGGCAUUGCAGCUCUCUCACUCCUCUCAAUCCCAAAAACACCAAAACCACAUCGAUCAAAGAAUCCCAAAUCCUCUAUCUGUGCAAGCUCGGAGCGCUUCCCGAUGCGCUUCGACUCCUAAACUCCACAAAUUACGGCGACAUCUCGGUCAAACCAGUCCUGUAUGCUUCACUCCUACAAACGUGUACUAAAGUCCUUUCUUUCAACCAUGGCCUCCAAAUCCAUGCCCAUGUUGUUAAGUCCGGCCUUGAGACCGACCGUUUCGUCGGAAAUAGCUUACUUGCUCUUUAUUUUAAAUUAGGUCGUGAUUUUUCGGAGACUCGGAGAGUUUUUGAUGGUCUAUUUGUUAAGGAUGUGAUAUCUUGGACCUCUAUAAUAUCGGGGUAUGUUCGGGCUGGAAAGCCUGGGGACUCGCUUGAGUUUUUCUGGAAGAUGUUGCUUUUCGGGGUUGAGCCAAAUGGGUUCACUAUAUCUGCAACGAUCAAGGCCUGUUCAGAGCUUGGAUAUUUGAGGCUCGGGAGGUGCUUUCAUGGGAUGGUUGUGAGAUGUGGGUUUGAUUCGAAUUAUGUCAUUUCUAGUGCUUUGAUUGACAUGUAUGGGAGGAACUAUGAAUCGGGAGAUGCACACCGGCUAUUUGAUCAGUUGCCUGAACCGGAUGCUAUAUGUUGGACGUCGCUUAUUUCGGCAUAUACAAGAAAUGAUUUGUUCGUGGAGGCCAUGGGUUUCUUUUAUGCGAUGCAUAGAAAUCAUGGGCUGUCCCCUGAUGAAUUUACGUGUGGGACUGUUUUGACUGCUUGUGGUAAUUUAGGGAGGUUAAAGCAAGGUAAAGAGCUGCAUGCUAAGGUUAUUACUUCUGGACUUUGUGGAAAUGUGGUUGUUGAGAGCAGCCUUGUGGACAUGUAUGGAAAAUGUGGGUCGGUAGAUGAAUCUCGGCUUGUUUUUGACAGGAUGCCCAAAAGGAAUUCAGUUUCUUGGUCUGCAUUGCUUGGAGUAUACUGUCAAAAUUCAGACUUUGAAUCUGUCAUUAAACUAUUUAGGGAAAUGGAAGAGGUUGAUCUUUACUGUUUUGGAACUGUCCUUCGUGCAUGUGCAGGUUUGGCAGCAGUACGACUAGGGAAAGAAGUACAUUGCCAGUAUAUGAAAAGGGGUGGUUGGAGGGAUGUCAUUGUAGAAUCAGCCUUAGUUGGUCUUUAUGCUAAAUGUGGUUGUAUCAGUUUUGCAUUUAGGAUUUUCAUGCAGAUGCCAGUGAAAAAUUUGAUAACUUGGAACUCAAUGAUUUGUGGGUUUGCUCAAAAUGGAAAAGGUGAGGAAGCUCUUAGAAUUUUUUAUGAGAUGAUUAAGGACGGAAUAAAGCCUGAUUACAUUAGUUUUAUUGGGGUUCUCUUUGCUUGUAGCCAUACAGGUUUGGUUGAUCAAGGAAGAAAAUAUUUUAUCUUAAUGACCGAGGAAUAUGGGAUUAAAGCUGGAAUUGAGCACUAUAAUUGCAUGGUUGACCUUCUAGGCCGUGCUGGCCUACUUGAAGAAGCUGAAAAUUUGAUAGAGAAUGCAGAAUUUAAAAAUGAUUCAUCUCUUUGGGCAGUACUUCUCGGUGCUUGCACUACAUGUACGAACUCCAUAACUGCAGAGCGCAUUGCUAAGAAAAUGAUCGAAUUGGAACCUGGCUACCACUUGAGUUAUGUUCUUCUAGCUAAUGUUUACAGAGCAAUAGGACGAUGGAAUGAUGCCUUGGAGAUUAGGAGGUUGAUGGAAAAUAGAGGGGUUAAAAAGAUGGUAGGUAGGAGCUGGAUUGAAAGUAACAGAAACUUGAGUUCUCAUCUUGACGUGGGUAGUUUCAUUAUUCCUGGAAAUAAUAAUUCUUCUAGUGCGGGGGAGUUUGUGUGAUGGUAAGAAGAAAUGAGGUUUUGUGUUUCAUGUUCAAGGCUGAUGGAAUGGCCUUGAUCAAACAGAAGGGAUUUUCCUUUCACCUUCCCUCACGGAAUGCUAUUGGAUAAGCCAGAAUAACACAAGAUGUGUGGAAGAUGAAACUUGGUAACUAUGGGAGCAAUUGCAGACCUCCAUGCUUAACUUUCUGCGGUGAGAAAAACAGUAGGAUGCUCAUCUUUCGGUAUUUUGAGAAGUUGGGAUUAUGGCUUAAUUUCUUCUGAAUGGUUUAGUGAGCCUUUGAGACUAGAAUUUCACGUUCAAUUCACUGUUAGAUAUAUCUGGAUGAUCUUAUUAUGACACUCAUGGAAGGACAAGACACCGGUUAGCUGACUUUGUGGCAUCUAAAACUACAUCAGAUUUAAUCCUUCAAUUUUGUCAAUGAAUCAUCCAUUUUUGUCUAUUGCAAUCAAUGUCACUUUUUAUAUUUUGCAUACAAGUUUAAAUGCGUAUUUGUAUCUUUCAUGCCCUUAUUAAUAAACAAAA
Juglans regia (Persian walnut) is the source of this 2463-nucleotide messenger RNA. RefSeq names its product pentatricopeptide repeat-containing protein At1g03540. Bases 34 to 1938 code for a protein of 634 amino acids. The record is from RefSeq and is a predicted model, not a curated record. The transcript has a single exon. Gene Ontology annotation, biological process: RNA modification. Gene Ontology annotation, molecular function: protein binding; RNA binding. NCBI's taxonomy places the organism in Eukaryota, Viridiplantae, Streptophyta, Magnoliopsida, Fagales, Juglandaceae.